Messenger RNA from Nothobranchius furzeri (turquoise killifish), 4477 nucleotides. The record is from RefSeq and is a predicted model, not a curated record. Lineage: Eukaryota; Metazoa; Chordata; Actinopteri; Cyprinodontiformes; Nothobranchiidae.
AUGGAGCAAGUCUUCCGUACAGCUUUGAGGAGAUUCUGGUCCACCAUCUGGUGCCUCAGGGAGGAAACGCAGUGUGCUAACAACACUAUCCAUAGUGGGGACGGUGUGCUGCUGACCUCUACUCAAGACGUUGUGGAUAGUGAUGGGAAUUCUCACCAGCAGCAUCCACAAAUCAAAGGCACCGAUUCCUGUAAAGACUGCAGGUUGAGUUCGAAUAAAGAAAUAAAGAUUUGCUGGGCGAAGGAGGAGGACAAACAUGAAACAUCUAGUGAUAAGGACUCUCAGCAACAACAUCCGCAAAAGAAAAGUUCCCCCAAGUCCUCUGAUUCAUUUAAAGACUGCAGGGAGAAAAUUAACAAAGUGUUGAAGAAUUAUUCUCUCGUCUGGAAAAAAGAAGAGGUCAGAAUCAAUUUCUUUAGAUCUCAACUGAACAACAAGUGUAAUGGUUUUGACAAAGCCAUCCUCACCCAGACCAACACCCCAGUGGGCUCAAAGCUCAUUUAUGACGGGGAGAAGAAACGUACCCAUCAGGUGAACCAGGAGACUUUCAGCACUUUUGUUAAAGGACAUCCUUUCUCUAAUAAAACACUGCACACUUGUGCUGUUGUUGGAAAUGGUGGGAUCCUGGCUAACAGCAGCUGUGGGGAAACGAUUGAUUCAGCUGAAUUUGUUAUCAGGUGUAACCUUCCUCCUUUGUCUAACGGAUACGAGAAACAUGUUGGCAUCAAGACACACCUCGUGACCGCAAACCCAAGCAUCCUCAUAGACAAGUAUGGCUCCCUAAUGGGACGUCGCCGUGUGUUUGUGGAGAAUAUGUGCCACUACGGUGACUCCAUGCUGCUUCUUCCUGCCUUCUCCUUCAGCAUGAGCACUGCUGUGUCUCUUCGGGCUUUUUACACCUUAGAGGACUUUGAAAGUCCCAUUCAAACAGUCUUCUUCAAUCCAGAGUACCUCCAGAAUCUGUCCAUCUACUGGCGCUCUCAGGGUUUGAAGUCGACUCGACUCAGCACUGGCAUGAUGAUGAUCAGUCUGGCACUGGAACUCUGUACGGAUGUGCACGUGUAUGGAUUCUGGCCCUUUAGUCUUCAUCCAUUCACCUUCCGUGACCUGACCAAUCAUUAUUAUAAUGACAAAAAGUCCAAUAUGGCGUUUCACUCCAUGCCAUCAGAGUUCAGCAAUUUGCUGCAGAUGCACAGCCGCGGUGUGCUAAAGCUGCACCUGGGGGACUGUCAUUCAGAUGAUAACCAGUCUCACCUGAUAAAAGAACCUUCUGGAGCUUCAGGAUGAAGUCAGUCAUCAAUACUUACAAAUAAUUACAAUGCAUCUAGUAUUAGCACAUCACUUUUCCCACACGUUGUGUUACUUUUAUCCAAAGCAGGUGAAUUUUCCCCUUUAAAUUCUACACACAAUACCCCAUAAUGACAAUAUGAAAAAUGUUUAUUUUAUUUUUUGCAAAUUCAUUAAAAAUGUAUAAAGUCUGAAAUCACCUCUAGAUAAGUAUUCACAUCCUUUGCUAUGAAGCUCAAAAUUAAGCUAUUACUUCCUGUUUCCACUGAUCUUCCUUUAGAUGUUUCUGCAGCUUUCUUUGGAGUCCACCUGUGGUUAAUUCAGUUGGGUGGACAUAAUCUGGAAAGGUGCACCUGUCUGUGUAAGGUCCCACAGCUGACAGUGCAUGUUAGAGCACAGACCAAGCAGGAAGUUAAAGAAAUUGUCUCAAACCAAUAAUCUAGGGAAGGUUACAGAAACAUUUCUGCUGUUUUGAAGGUCCCAGUGAGCACAAUGGCUGCCAUCUUCUGUAAGUGGAAGAAGUCUGAAACCACCAGGACUCUUCUUAGAGCUGGCCGGCCAUCCAAACUGAGCAAUCAGGGAGGAGGGCCUUAGUCAGGGAGGUGACCAAGAACGCGAUGGUCACUCUGUAUGAGCUCCAGUACUUCUCUAUCCAGAGAGUAGAACUUUCCAGAAGAACAACCAAUACCAUUGCUACAGUGAAGCAUGGUGGUGGCACCAUCAUGCUGGUGGUGGCAGCAGGAACUGGGAGACUCUAGUUAGGAUGGAAUGAAAAUUUAAUGCAGCACUGUACAGAAACAUCCUGGAUAAAAACCAGCUCCAUAGCGCUCUCGACCUUAGACUGGGGUGAUCAUUUAUGUUUCAGCAGGGCAACGACCCCAAAGCGCACAGUUAAGAUACCAAAGGAGUGUCUUCAGGACAACUCUGAGUGUCCCAGCCAGAGCCAAGACUUGAAUCGGAAUGAACAUCUUUGGAGAAAUCUUAAAAUGGCAGCACCAAUUUUCAACCAACCUGAUGACGUUGAGAGAUGCUGCAAAGACAAAUGCGCCAAACUGCCUGAAAACAAGUGUGCCACGUUUCUGACAUCAUAUCCAAAAAUACUUGAGAGUGUAAUCACUGCCAAAGUUGCAUCAGCAAGGUAUUGACUAAAGACUGUGAAUACUGUACGUAUACAGGUGAUUUUGGAUGAUGUGUGUAGAAUUUUGAGGUACAAACUGAAUUUGUUUCAUUUUGGAGUCAGGCUGUAACUUAAUGCAGAAAAUGUACUGUACAUGAUUCCCAGGUGCACAGUUUUUUUACACAUAUGGCACUGAUGGUACAUGUCUACCUGAAAUCUUUAAUGGAAUCAAACUGACACAAUCAGAAAUGAAAGCCUUUUGUAGCGUAGCUCAAAGGAUGCAUUUCAUCAAAUGGCCAAAGGUUAACGUCUUUCUUACAGGUCAUGCCAAUCUGACACUGGAGCUGUCGAUAUGAGUAUCUAUGAACUUGAACAGUAGUAUCCUUAAAGAGCAAGUCACCGCCUACCAGAGUAUUACUCCACUCUCACUUCUUGUUUGAAAAAUGCAACAAAUGCUGUUGACUGGCAGACGGAGCAGGUAACGAAUACAAACACACACACAGGCUCACAAUGACAUUGUGACAUCAUAUGGUACCAGCUAACGUUUUAGGGUACCUCUUAGCCAAUAGCAAUGGCAGUUUUAAAUUCUAAUUCAGUGCAGAGUUUUUACCUGACAACGGCAUGACACUGAAAGUUUUAGGCAGAAAAUUUAAAUUUUAACUAAAAUGCACUAAAGUGCUAAACUAUAGACUACACGUGUCUGCAGCACGAUUAGACAUGCAUUUAUAUAGUUUAUCAGGAAAAAAAUGUAUUUGGGGGUGACUUGCUCUUUAACUUAUCCUGUUCCAUAUCACAAGACAACCGUGAAGACACAGUUCUCUUUAUCUAAACCUCUUUAAUAAAGUUAUCUUUUCUGGCUCAUGUAACGUCAGUUUUUAGGAACAGUUUGACCCUUCAACAUUUGGUCAAAACGGAGAUACGAGACUGCAUGUGUUCCCUUUAAAUCGGUCUGCCUUCAUCCUAUCAGCGGGAGCUCAGAGCCUCUCGGCAGCUCUGAACACAUGAUAACAAAUUGUCAACAAUGAUGUUCUCUCCUCAAGGUCAAAGCUUCCCUUAUCGUCCUACAGGAUUCUUCAUGCCUCUGAAUAAGGAACACUCGCAGCUCGGAUAAGGUGCUAAAUCAAAGAAUGAUUUCUUAAAUUAAAUAUGAACUUCUAAAACUUAUAAGCUAGAUAAUCAUUAAAAAUGUUUGUUUAUUGCUGCUUAUAAUAAUAAUAAUAAUAGUAUAAUGAAAUGUUUUCAUUAAUCUGUGCUCAAUGAUUGAAGUUUGAAAUGAAUGUUAUGUAAUGAUUACAUUGAUUGAUAUAUGUUUCAACAUGUUGCUAUGACAAGGUCAUAACCAUUUGCACUCACACAUGGACAAAGUAAAGUUAAACGCGUGACACAUAGAUAGCCCUUUACCCCAGAUCAGAGCAUCCGGAUCAAAGAAGGGGUGUUUCUGAGAGUCUUGGUAAAAUUCCUCAACUUGUCAACCUCUGGUUGGCUACACAAAUCAUAAUAUGAGAACAUUAAAACCGGAUCACUCUGGUGAUUCAUCGGUUCUUGAGAAAGCUUCAGACUGGCCAUCUGAAGCAAAACCUCUUUAACCAUCAAAGAUUUUGACACGCCAUCAAAAUCUUUUUGCACCUGCGAAGCUGAUACCGCAACAGUUCCUGCAGAACGAGCUGAUGUUCAGACUAAUUAAGAGUUCCAGACGUGUGGUUCCAUCCGUCUGUUGUGACUUGGAGACAACUCUAAGACCGGUCUAGUAGUGCUGCAGUUUCUUCUACGACCUUGGUGUCUGGAAGUCCGAGGACUUCGACAUUCUGGAUCUAUCACGAGGGUCUUCGAGUUGGUAUGUAGACACGACAGAUAGCGUCUGAUGUGUUUUUGAUAAUAAACAUAGCUUCAUAGCUUAACACAAACCAAAUUCUUUUACAUCCAGAACUCAGCUCUCCUAGAUACGGAAGUUCUGAUAACAUAGCAUUGACACAUAGGUUCAUGCAUCACAUCUAGUUCCAUCCACUCACAGUAAAUGCUUAGUUAACUUGUCAUGUUUUAAUUGUUUGUAAAAUAAAUUCUUACUUUUAUAAA